This is a messenger RNA of Austrofundulus limnaeus, 2088 nucleotides long. RefSeq names its product fucose-1-phosphate guanylyltransferase (gene fpgt). Gene Ontology annotation, molecular function: transferase activity, transferring phosphorus-containing groups. The transcript is spliced from 4 exons. The coding region runs from base 114 to 1841 and encodes 575 amino acids. The record is from RefSeq and is a predicted model, not a curated record. NCBI's taxonomy places the organism in Eukaryota, Metazoa, Chordata, Actinopteri, Cyprinodontiformes, Rivulidae.
ACAGCUGAUGAUCACGUGACCAACCCGGAAGCCGAAAAUUGCAGGUGCUCUAAACAAAACGGAUGUAUCUAACACUUCACCGAAUAAAUUAACGAAAUAUUUACAGCCCCAGAAUGAAUCGGGACUGUAGUAGGAAACUACAAACUGCAACAAGAGAAAAAAUCAAGAAAUUCAACUUCCUACGUGGUCGAGAGGUCCGUUCGGGUGAGUUCUGGGAUGCAGUGGUCAUUACAGCUGUCGACAGGAGUCAGAAAGAAGCAUAUGAGCUGCAAAUCAGCGAGAAGCUCGACCGGAAGGAGCUCCCCCUCGGACCUCAAUACAACGUCUUCUCAGAUCCUCCUGGAUCCAAAAUAGGGAAUGGAGGAUCCACUCUGUAUGCUCUGCAGCAGCUGGAAGACAUUUAUGGAAAAACUCUGAGUGGACUGAGAGUUAUUCUCAUCCAUGCAGGCGGCUUCAGCCAGCGUCUGCCCAGUGCCAGCGCUCUGGGGAAGAUCUUCACGGCUCUGCCGCUGGGCGAGCCCAUCUACCAGAUGCUGGAGCUCAAACUGGCCAUGUACGUGGACUUUCCAUCCCAGAUGAAGCCCGGCGUCCUGGUGACCUGCGCGGAUGACAUGGAGCUCUACAGUGUAGGCAAGGAGGAGAGGGUCACGUUUGAUAAGCCUGGGUUCACAGCUUUGGCCCACCCCUCCUCUCUGUCUGUGGGCACCACCCAUGGGGUGUUUGUGUUGGGUCUGRGUGAGGGUUCCCCUCGCCCAGAAAUGGAGAACACUUCCUGUCGGCGUUUUCUGCACAAGCCGAGCGUCGACAGGAUGAGAGACGAAGGAGCUGUUUGUGAGACGCAGACUGGAUUGUUUUGUGUGUCCGACGGUGAGUUUGUUUACACAGACAGCACCUAUUAUGUUGAUUUUGCCACUGCCAAGACUCUUCUGAACCUGCUGUGUGAACUGGGGCCCCUGAGCUGUGAGAUCGAUGCGUACGGGGACUUCCUUCAAGCUUUAGGUCCCGACGCCACCGUAGAAUACACGAACAACACUGCUAAUGUCACCACAGAGGAGCGCAGCCUGGUGGGAAUCCGUCAGAAGAUCUUCCGUCGUCUCAGAGGGACCCCCCUGAAUGUCGUCCUGCUGAAUAACUCCAAGUUUUAUCACGUGGGGACCACCUCGGAGUACCUGUUUCACCUGACGGAGGACGAGGCYCUGCGGAGCGAGCUGGGCCUCCUGUCGUCCGCCUUCAGCGUGAGCGAAGCCUCCUCCGGCCGCUGRGUCAUGUACAGCCUCCUCCAUCCCAGCUGCUCUGUGGGAGCCGGGUCGGUGGUGGAGUACUCCAGGCUGGAGGCGGGGGUGUCUGUAGGAGGGGGCUCCAUCGUCAGCAGCUGCUGGGUCGGUCCAGGACAGGCAGUGCCGGCCGGAGUCUCCAUGCACUCCCUGUGCGUGGAACACCGGGAGCACACCGGGUUCGUCACCGUCUUCUUCGGGAUCGAGGACGACUUGAAGCUCAGCGUGGACUCUCCUGCGUUCGCAGAGGAGCUGGAGCUUCUGGGGCUCAGCUUGUCCGAGUGUCUGUCRCUCUGGGSGAUGGACGAGGAGCGGCUGAAGUUCUCCAGUGACRGCUGCAGUUUGUGGAGCGCUCGUUUGUUUCCCGUUUGUUCGGACCAGCCGAGCUCCUUCUCGCUGUCUCUGACGAUGCUGCAGGCCGUCCAGAGGGGCUCCGCCAGCCCCCCGCCCAAAGACGUAACGUUCAUGUCGAUGCAGGACUGUUUACAGCAGAAAAACCUGAAGGAAAUGUUGAAGCUCAGGAGAGGACUACAUGAUGACAUCACUCAGAGAAAAGUUGGCCAGUAAAACAACCAUGUUUGUGAUCAUUAUGUCACUUAUAUAUUUUUGAUAAAAGAAAAAAAAAUUGUAUUCAAAAAGUUCCUUUACAAGUUUGGCUUCUAUCAACAAAUUUUGGUAUAACUGCAUGAAAAAUUCAUUGUUUUUAUUGUAUUUAUUCUUUACAAUCCAAUAUAUUUUUUUAUCAGGUAGUAUAUGUAAUCCUUCACGAUAAAUGUUCUUUGUUCAAUAAAAAAAUUUAAUUUACAUUAUUUAA